Molecule: messenger RNA, 1335 nt
Organism: Pteronotus mesoamericanus
Lineage: Eukaryota; Metazoa; Chordata; Mammalia; Chiroptera; Mormoopidae
Product: paired immunoglobulin-like type 2 receptor alpha
Exons: 7
Coding region: 86-964 (292 amino acids)
Molecular function (GO): MHC class I protein binding
Source: RefSeq, a predicted model, not a curated record
ACACGGAGGCAGCCUCCCCUCUUGGGCCUCCCCUCUGGCCUAGAGGCUCUGCUUGUCUACUCGCCCCCUGGAGAAGAGCAAGGCGAUGUGUCUGCCCCUGCUGCUGCCCCUGCUGCUGCUGCCAGCAUCUCUGCAGGCUGGUGGCUCAGCAAAAUGCACCUCAGGCGUUCCUUAUAAAAUGAUCCAGCCAAUACACCUCUCAGCCCCCGAGGGUGGCUCCAUCCACAUCCCAUUCUCCUUCUGUUACGGCUGGAAGUUUACCAAGGUUCCUAGUGUGAGAAUAUCCUGGAGACGGGGAGAGUUCCAUGGGCAGUUCAUCUACAACACAACCCCACCUUUCACCCAUGAGGAUUACAAGGGCCGCCUCUCCCUGCACUGGACGAAGGGCCAGAGGAAUGGCUCCCUCCAGAUCUCUAACUUGCGGAGGGAAGACAAGUUGAAGUACUUCUGUCGAGUUCAUUUGUCCACACAGACAGAAAACGAGACAGUGUGGCAGUCCAUCAAGGGGACCCAACUCACCAUCACCAGAGCCACCGAGAAACCCACGGAGGGCGCCACCAGCACCAUCGCCACCACCACAAACGGCGUCAGUGUCUCGGGGGAAGAGAGGGCCUCAGGGACUUGGCCCCUUACUCCGGGAGCUAUAGUUGGGGUGGCACUGGCCAGUGCUGUGCUCAUAAUUGCAAGUUUGGGUCUGAUGGUCUACCUCGGGUGGAAGAGAAGCAAAGGUCUGCAGACUAAAGCCAGAGCCCCAGACAGGGGAUCCUCCCAUAACACUGAGGAGAAGUAUGAGAACGUUGGGAGGAAAGAACAACAUGAAGACCCCAAGCUGGGCCCAAAGGUUGAUGGCAUCCUCUAUGCCUCCCUCGUCCUCUCUGGCUCGACCUCACCGUCAGCACCUCCCCGCCGCCUUCCCCACAACAGCCCCCAGGAAGAGACCGUGUACUCUACCCUAAAGGCCUAAGGAGUGGGACUGAAUGACGGCCUCCUUAGAGUAAGCCGCUCAGAGGGGUCAGCACUUCCCAUAAUACUUCCCAUAAUGAUCCCCGCCAGACACAGAUGACUCAGAGGUCAACAGGGGUCAAAGGCCACCAAGGACCUGAGAGAAACAGCCACCGGCUCCAGUUCCUUGUCCACAAAAAGAAAAGUACCAGGCCACAAAUAUUUUUAAAAAAUGAAUGCAUCUAAGGAGAAAACUGAUGUCACCUUCAACUUCUGUCCUUCUUGCUAAAAAUGAACUAUAAUAAACAGCACAUACCCCAGGUCCUCCUCUAGUGCUUCUGUUCAGUGACCACAGGUCUCCAAACACUGGUAGAGAGCCUGGAAUCCAAGUUC